CAAAAGGCAACUGUCUUCGUACUUAGUAGUGAGUGAGAAUUAAAAAAAUAUAUCUUUUUUUUUUAAGUGCAGUGUUUCCGGUGUUGGUGUGAUCACAACGUGAGCAGCAUAUGAUUAAUACACGAUGAAGUUAACCUUACUUUUAUGCCUCUCGUGCGUGGCGUACUCCCACUGUUCCGAAUCAGUUCAUUUCCCUUCAGCAACCGCCACUGAGAACCCUCCCAAGCCAUCGAAGCCACAGGACAAGGGUAUAGUGGAAUGGAUCACCAACCUCCUUGGAGGGGGAACCACUACCACCCUCAGGCCUUCGCAAGAACCACCCGAAGACUGUCCGCAAUGCCAAUGCGGUAUUGCGCGCACCAGACGGCGAAUCGUCGGUGGCUAUGAGACGAAAAAGUUGGAGUUCCCUUGGAUGGCAGUGCUCAUGUACAAUGGACGAUUCUACUGCGGUGGCUCUUUGCUCAAUGACUUGUAUGUGCUAACUGCUGCCCACUGUACUUCUGGGUUCCGUAAAGAGAGGAUUACGGUUCGGUUCCUGGAGCACGAUCGCUCCGACACCAACGAGACGAAGACCAUAGACAGGAAGGUCUCGGAAAUCAUACGGCACCUCCGCUACAACCCCGGCACUUACGACAAUGACAUCGCUCUAUUGAAGUUGGACCAGCGGGUGGACCUUCGAAGUGCGCUUAAGCGCGUCCGAAGAGACGACAACUCAACUGAGAGUAGUACAGAGGCGCCCCAUAAUGAAGAUGACGUGGGUCUCCGGCCAGUGUGCAUGCCGACUCCUGGGCUUGCGUACAGCAACUACAGCGGCGUGGUCGCCGGCUGGGGCACCACGGAGGAAGGGGGCUCAGUGUCUAGUACUUUGCAAGAGGUGUACGUCCCCAUAAUAUCCAACGCGGAGUGUCGUAAAACUGGUUACAAGAACCGCAUCACCGACAACAUGCUGUGCGCGGGAACAGCUGACGGAGGCAAAGACGCCUGCCAGGGCGACUCCGGCGGACCCCUGCAUGUGCUCAAUGCUUCUACUGCGCAGUUCCAAGAAGUUGGUGUGGUAUCAUGGGGCGAAGGCUGCGCACGUCCCGACAGGCCCGGGGUCUACACUCGCGUGAAUCGCUACAUGACGUGGAUCAAGAGUAACACGCGGGAUGCCUGCUAUUGCCACUAA
Messenger RNA from Amyelois transitella, 1168 nucleotides. RefSeq names its product trypsin-like (gene P37k). The transcript has 7 exons. The record is from RefSeq and is a predicted model, not a curated record. NCBI's taxonomy places the organism in Eukaryota, Metazoa, Arthropoda, Insecta, Lepidoptera, Pyralidae. Gene Ontology annotation, biological process: proteolysis. Bases 125 to 1168 code for a protein of 347 amino acids. Gene Ontology annotation, molecular function: serine-type endopeptidase activity.